CCUGACAGUAGAAGGUUCGGGAGUGUAAACACGGAACCAUCCGGUCCAGAACGGAAAUAAAUCCCUAAAUGAUUGGAUAUCUGAGUGUGUGAGUAGAGACGGAGUGAUGCUGACAGUACUGAGUUAAUAAUAAUAAUAGUUAUAAUAAUAAUAAUAGUCGGGAUUAGUGUUGCUGUGUGAUGGUGCCUGUGGGAGAGAAACCGAACCUGGUUCCGGGCAGGAUCCGCUUCCUGUUCCGCUGUGUUCAGAACUUCCGGAGGAAGCAGCCGCUCCCGGAGUCUCUCUGCUAUGUUCCUAAAGAGGUGUGUUAUAAAGUCUGUAAGGACUCCGGUUCCGGUUCUGGUUCCAGCUCCACGGCUCCGGGUUCGUGUCCCCCGGGGGGAGUGACCCUGAUCCCGGUGUGGGAGAGUCCGCACUCCCCCCCCAACAGAAAAACAGCCAAGUUCAACAUCGAGACCCGCAAAGGAACCUGCAUCCGAACCUCAGGAGAAGAGUACUACAACACCCACGGGCUCUGGCUCAAGAUCACCAAGGAGCAGUUGGAGCAGUACCGCACUAAUGUAGAUGUGGAGGAGGGCUGGAUCUUGGCGUGUAAACACACUGAUGGAGGAACCAGGCUGGUUCAUGUGGAACAUCCGGACUCAGUGAGCCGCCAGCAGCAGCUGUUUGGAUUCGACCACAAACCCUGUAACAGGUGGGAGCAGGUCGUGGAUGCUGAGUGUUGUCUCCACCUGGGAGCGCGUCUGACGGUGGCUGAACGGGAUGAAGCUGCAGUACAGAAGCUCAGGUUUGUUCCUCCCACCUGGACGUUCGAGUGUGAUGAGGACCUGGUUCAUUACUUUUAUGAUCAUGUCGGUAAGGAGGACGAGAACCUGGGCAGCGUGAAGCAGUGCGUCAACAGCAUCGACGUUUCCUCCUGCUCGGACCCCAGUGGUGGUGCAGCAUGUCUGACUGAUGGAGAUAUUGAUACGUUUUGGGAGAGCGACGGCCUGCAGGGGCAGCACUGGAUCCGCCUCCACAUGAAGAGAGGAACUAUAGUCAAUAAGCUGAUAAUGAUGAUGGACUCCAGUGACGACACGUACCUGCCCAAACGAGUGUGUGUGUACGGGGGAGAGGGAGAACACCUGAAGAAAUACAGCGACGUCACCAUCGACGAGAAUCUGAUUGGUGAGGUGUGUGUGCUGGAGGACAUGACGGUGCAUCUUCCCGUCAUUGAGAUCCGGAUUGAGGAGUGUAGAGACAGCGGGAUCGAUGUGAGGAUCAGAGGGUUAAAGAUCAAAUCCUCGUGUGAGAGGGAGCUCGGCCUGAACGCCGACAUCUUCAAAUCCCCAAACCUGGUGCGCUACCCCCGACUGGAGGGCACCACGCCCGACGUCCUGUACCGCCGCAUGCUCGUCAUUCUCAGGUUUAUUUCUCUGCUGGAUGGUUUGUUACCGUAUCUGGUACCUGCUUGGGAUUACAGCCUGGGUACCUUCAACCAGAUUAAAAGUAUAAAGCAGUUCCUGUUGUUAUCGAAGCGCAGAUCCGCUCUCAUCAUUCAGUGUCUGAAGGACUCCGAGUCCAGUAAACCCAGCUUCAUGCCCCGACUCUACAUCAACCGCCGUCUCGCCAUGGAGCACCGCGACAACCCCACCCUCGACCCCGGCUGUAAAAACGCUGUGUUUACUCAGGUGUACGAGGGUUUAAAGCUUUCAGAUAAAUAUGAGAAAACUCUGGAUUACAGGUGGCCCGCACGUCAUGAUCAGUGGUGGGAGUGUAAAUUCAUCGCUGAGGGAAUCAUCGAUCAAGGUGGUGGAUUUCGGGAUAGUUUAGCUGACAUGUCGGAGGAGCUCUGUCCCAGUUCAUCUGAUUGUUCAAUCCCAUUACCGUUCUUCACCAGAACCUCCAACCAGGGUGCAGGGGAGGCGAGAGAUUUUUAUGUACCGAACCCGUCGUGUCAAGAUUUUCAGAAGUUGGAGUGGAUCGGUCAGCUGAUGGGCGCGGCUCUGCGGGGGAAAGACUUCCUGGUCCUGGCGCUGCCCGGUUUGGUGUGGAAGCAGCUGAUUGGUGAGAGCGUGAGCUGGACUGAAGAUUUUCCUGCCGUGGAUUCAGUUCUGGUGAAGCUGUUAGAUGCCAUGGAGCACAUGGAUAAAGCCACGUUUGAGUUUAAGUUUGGACAGGAGCUGGUGUACAGCACCCCGCUGAGCGACGGCCGGCCGCUGGAACUCAUCCCCGCCGGCAGCUCGGUGGUGGUUAAAUACGAGGAGCGACUGGAGUUCAUUCACCUGGUCAAGAAGGUCCGACUAGAGGAGAGUCGCCAACAGAUAGCAGCGAUCCAGGCGGGGCUGAUGAAGGUGGUUCCUCAGGCUGUGCUGGAUCUGCUGACGUGGCAGGAGGUGGAGAAGAAAGUGUGUGGAGAUCCAGAGAUCAGCGUGGAGGCUCUCAAACGCCUCACUCGUUAUGAGGAUCUGGACGUGAACGAUGCCAGAGUGCAGCAUUUCUGGGAGGCUCUGAGCAACUUCACCAACGAGGAUCGCAGCAGGUUUCUGAGGUUUGUGACGGGUCGGAGUCGUCUUCCUGCUCCCAUCUUCAUCUUCCCUGAUAAACAAGGAUCUGAAUCCACUGAUGCUCUUCCACAAUCCUCCACCUGCUCCAGCACGCUGUACCUCCCCAAAUAUCCCAGUGCUAAGGUGUGUGAGGAGAAACUGCGCUAUGCUGCAUAUAACUGUGUGGCCAUCGAUACAGACAUGAGUCCAUGGGAGGAGUAACGAGGACGUCUGAACCUAAAACUGUACCAACGUACUACAAUCAGCUCCAGAUUAACUACAAUCAUAAUUAUUAACGUGUUACAGCUAAACAGCAUCAAUAAAUCUCUUCUGAUCGA
Trichomycterus rosablanca is the source of this 2863-nucleotide messenger RNA. It is a transcript of the gene hectd3, whose product is annotated as HECT domain containing 3. The record is from RefSeq and is a predicted model, not a curated record. Gene Ontology annotation, molecular function: ubiquitin-protein transferase activity. The coding region runs from base 180 to 2747 and encodes 855 amino acids. The transcript is spliced from 21 exons. Gene Ontology annotation, biological process: proteasome-mediated ubiquitin-dependent protein catabolic process. NCBI's taxonomy places the organism in Eukaryota, Metazoa, Chordata, Actinopteri, Siluriformes, Trichomycteridae.